UGGUAAUUUAGUGGAAUGUGAAAAAAUCUGAAUUGGCAAUUAUGCAUAGACAAUACAGCAGGGUCGUUACCAGUAGUCAAGCCAGUGCAGGCCAGUAUGAGCCUGGGGGAUAUGCCACCCAGGUGCAGCAUCGACAGAACAUGACGCAACGCGAAGAUGUUCUCAAAUUUGAACAGGGUCGCAUCAAGGCCCUGCAGGAAGAGCGACUCCACAUACAAAAGAAAACUUUUACAAAAUGGAUGAAUUCCUUCUUGCAAAAGGCCCGCAUGGAAGUGGAGGAUCUGUUCACAGACCUGGCUGAUGGUAGAAAAUUAUUAAAGUUAUUAGAAAUUAUAUCUGGUGAAAAACUUGCAAAACCUAAUACGGGUCGUAUGCGUGUACAUAAAAUAGAAAAUGUGAACAAAAGUUUAGCAUUUUUACACACAAAGGUACGCUUAGAAAGUAUAGGUGCUGAGGACAUAGUCGACGGAAAUCCUCGACUUAUAUUAGGUUUAAUAUGGACUAUAAUUUUGAGAUUUCAAAUACAAGAAAUCGAAAUUGAUGUGGACGAAGAAAAUGAAAGUAGUGAGAAAAAAUCUGCAAAGGAUGCAUUGCUAUUAUGGUGCCAAAGGAAGACAAAUGGAUACCCGGGCGUUCACAUCCAAGAUUUUACCACCUCCUGGAGAUCCGGUCUCGGAUUUAAUGCUCUUAUCCAUUCACACAGACCUGAUCUAUUCCCUUGGAGUUCUUUACAGCCCGGUAAAAAUAUUGAAAAUUUAAAUCAUGCCUUCGAAGUUGCCCAUUCAGAACUUGGCAUUCCGCGAUUGCUUGAUGCCGAAGAUGUCGAUACAGCGCGGCCAGAUGAGAAAAGUGUCAUUACUUAUGUGGCUUCUUACUAUCAUACUUUCGCCAGGAUGAAAAAUGAAAUGAAGAGCGGUCGGAGAAUUGCUAAUAUUAUUGGUCAAAUGGUCGAUGCUGAUAAGAGAAAGGUGCAGUAUGAACGAUUAACAAGUAAACUUUUAGAAUGGAUUUUGUUGAAAGUACGAGUUUUGGAAGACCGGCAAUUUCCAAAUUCACUAGAAGGGAUACAGAAAGAGUUACUAAAUUUUAAGCAGUAUAGAACUGUUGAAAAACCACCAAAGUACAUCGAACGCAGUGAAAUCGAAGCUCUGUAUUUCCACAUCAACACAUUACUGAAAUCUUUAAAUCAACCACUUUAUACGCCACAAGAUGGACAACUUAUUCAAGAUAUAGAAAAAGCUUGGGAAGGAUUAGAAAGAGCUGAACAUAAUCGUGAGGUUGCGCUCAGGGAAGAACUUUUAAGACAGGAGCGACUAGAACAGCUAAAUUAUAAAUUUGAAAGAAAGAGCGUUUUAAGAGAAGGUUAUUUGAAAGAAAUGAUUCACGUUCUUUCCGAUCCAAGAUAUGGUUCAAACGUUGCGCAAGUGGAUGCAACAGUUAAAAAACAUGAAGCGAUAUCUGCAGACAUUUUUGCAAGAGCGGAGAGAUUUAAUGAUUUAACGAAUAUGGCAGAUGAAUUGUAUCACGAAAAUUAUCAUGGCAGAGAUAGAGUCAAACUACGUGAGAACGAAGUUUUAGAAAAAUGGAAGCAAUUGUUGUUACUUUUAGAAAAGCAUAAAACAAACUUAACUCUCUCGAGCAACCUUAUGGUCAUGCUCAGAGAAAUUGAUACUACGAUGAUGACAAUUCAAGAUUUAGAGUCGACAUUCAAGUCAGAAGAUGUCGGCCCUCAUCUAUUAGGAGUAGAGGAAUUACUGCAACAACACUCUUUGCAAGAAUUGCAGGUCGGCGCGUUGGGAGAAACGCAGCGAAGAUUGGGCAGACAAUGCCAACAGUACCUAAAUAAUGGACAUAAAGAAGCAGCACUUUUAGCCCAAAGUUUAGAAAAAUUAAACAAGGCAUAUGCAGAUUUGUUAGAGCAUAGCAAGAAGCGUCGGACACGCUUGGAAGAUGCAAGAAAUUUGUUUCAUUUUCUGCAAGACCACGAAGAUGAAGAGCGGUGGGUGGUGGAACGCCAAAGAAUUUGUAAAGCCGGUAUCACAGCCAAAGAUCUACGUGCCGUAUUUAGUCUUCAACAAAAACAUAAAGCUUUGCAGGAUGAAAUGAAGGCAAGGAAACAUAAAUCAGAACAAUUAUGCAAUGCUGGGCGGAAAUUGCAGGCGGAUAAACAUCCUCGAAGUACCGAGAUUCAACAACGUGCGGAAAGUCUUUUAGCCCACUGGAAACUUCUACAUGAACUUGUGGACUUGCGUAAAAAGCAAUUAGAUGAUGCUGCAGAAGCUUAUCAAUUCUACACCGAUGCAAAUGAAGCUGAAUCAUGGCUAAACGAAAAAAUGGCAUUAGUUACUUCAACUGAUUAUGGUACAGACGAGCCAUCUGCGCAAGCUUUAUUGCAGAGACAUCGCGACUUGCAAGGAGAAUUAAAUGCUUACUCCGGUGAUAUUCAUAGCUUGAAUAUUCAAGCUGAUAAACUUGUGAAAUCUGGAAUCAAUAAUUUAGAGUUAUCUAACGAACACCAGCCCAUUCCGGAGGAAUAUGAGCAAGAAGAAUGGGUUAACGAAACUCGUUUGGUGCCUACUGAAGUUUGGGAAGAUGAACCUGUGGAACGAUUUGAACACAUCACGGUGAUGGAAGAGAGGUCUUUACCUCAAGUUAAAUCUAACUACGCUUACUCUGGUCAAGGAAUGAAUAUUAGCAAAGGCGAAGUAAUGAUCCUUUUAAAUAAAACAAAUGAAGACUGGUGGUCUGUUCGUAAGAUGGACGGAACAGAUGGUUUUGUACCAGCUAAUCACGUUAGAGAGAUCGAACCGCGAGUUAUUCCCGUUCAAGUGCGGCGACCACAAAAGGUUAAAACAGUCCAGAAAGUCAAGAAAACGAUUUUAGUUAAGAAAGUAGUACCUGUGAAAAGAGUAAAAUCCAUUAAAGCACAACCAAAGACAGCAGUUGUUAAACAAUUGCAAGAUGAUAAUAAUAAGAACGUCGAAAACCGCCAGAAAAGAAUUAAUGAAACAUAUAAUCAAUUGCAAGAAUUAGCUCAACGUCGUCAUGCCUUGUUGGAGGAUUCGAUCUGCCUCUACGGUUUCUUCAGAGAGUGCGACGAUUUUGAGAAAUGGAUUCACGAUAAAGAGAAAUUAUUGAAAGCAGAAGAUAAGCAUUCUAAUGUUGAUACUGCCAAGAGGAAGUAUGAAAAAUUCUUGACGGAUUUAUCAGCUAGUAGUAAGAGAAUAGAUUCCAUCAAUGCUGCAGUAGAUGAGUUUACACGCCAAGGCCAUUCACAAAUGGAAAAAAUAAAGGCACGUCAGCGACAAAUUAAUCAAUUGUGGGACAAUCUUAAUUGGUUAAAAUCGCAAACAGAAAAGAAUUUGGAAGGUGCAUCAAGUGUGGAGCUGUUCCAUCGUACUUGUGAUGAAGCAUCUGAUUGGAUGAAUGAGAAGAUGACACAAUUAGAUACAGCUGAAUUAGGACCUGAUUUGAAAACAGUUCAAGCUUUACAGAGACGACACAAAAAUUUAGAACGGGAAUUGGCUCCAGUCGAAGAAAAAGUUAAUAGAGUGAAUCUACUUGCUAAUUCUGUGAAAUCUUCUUAUCCAAAUGAGAAAAAUAACGUCGAUUCUCGGCAAAAAGAGAUUUUACGCAUGUGGAACCAAGUGAAAGAAAAAGCUAUAGAACGUAGAUCACGUCUUGAAAACGCUGUAGGACAACAAAUUUUCAUGAACAGUGCCAAGAAUUUACAAGAUUGGGUAGCUUUAGUUAAAGAUCAAAUGAAAAUGGAUGAAACAGUCAGAGAUGUUAUGACAGCUGAAAAUGUUCAGAAACAACACAUGGAACUCGGUGACGAUAUUAAAGCGCACACUGAUGAAUUCAAAGAAAUUAUUUCAUUGGGUAAAAAAUUAAUUCAUAAUAAUCCAAAUAUUCCUGAAGUGGCUGGAAUUAUUAAACAACUUGAAGCUGAUGAAAAAGACAUAAAAUAUUUAUGGGACCGAAAGGCUGCAUGGCUAAAACAAUGUCUCGAGUUACAAUUAUUGAAUAGGGAAGCAGAUCAGAUAGAUGCAUCCACAUCUGGCCAUGAGGCAUAUUUAGAGUUAAAUGACCUUGGGAAUUCUAUUGAUGACGUCGAAGCUUUAUUAAAACGCCAUAUGGACUUUGAAAGCACCUUAAGCGCACAAGAUGAGCGUCUGAGAGCUUUCGGUGAGCUUGCAGACAAAUUGGUUAACGAGAAUCAUUAUGAUAAAAACUAUAUUAAGGAUAGAAAGCGUCAGGUUCUUGAUCGCCGCCAGGCAGUGAAAAAUCUGGCACAAGCUCGGUACAAUGCUUUGCUUGCAUCUAAAAAUUAUCAAGUAUUUUCAGCAGAAGUUGAAGAUUUCAAUAAUUGGUGCACUGAAAAAAUGAAGACUGCUACAGAUGAUAGUUAUAAAGAUCUUAGCAAUUUAGAACGUAAAUUACAGAAGCAUGAAGCUUUUGAAAGAGAGUUGAGAGCCAAUGAAGGACAACUUCGAAAUGUGAAUAAGACUGGGCAGUCUUUGAUAUCACAGAAUAAUCGAGGAGAUGAAAUUGCUCAAAUAUUAAAUGAAUUAAACAGGAAGUGGGAGGCUUUAGUUGGUCUUUCAAGAGACAAAGGCCAUAGGCUUAGACAAGCUGCUAAUCAGCAUGGAUUUAAUAAAAGUAUGGAAGAUACACAGCUAAAAUUAGUAGAAAUUGAGAAUGGAUUACAAAGUGAUCGCGUUGGUUCUGAUUUACGUAGCUGUAAAGACCUUAUAAAAAAACAUCAGGCUCUUGAGUCAGACGUAUCAUUAUUAGAACUAAAAAUUUUGGAAUUAGUAUCAUUAGCCAAAGAAAUGGCUCAUGAAGGACAUUUUGAUGCAGACAAUAUAGUGAAAGAAGCUUUACAGAGACAAAAGGAGUUUAAUAACUUACAAGAACCAGCAAAGAAACGCCAGGAAGCAUUACAAGAAAGUUUCAAAUUCCACAAGUACAGUUUUGAACUUGAGGCAGAAAUGCAGUGGAUUAGAGAUCAUUUGCCACAAGCAUCAUCUGAAACGAUUGGACAAAAUUUGCAUCAAGCACAAUCUCUCCAAAAGAAGCAUCGUAAAUUAGAAGCUGAAAUUCAGGGUCAUCAAACAAUGAUUGAUAAAACAUUAGCUACUGGCAAGGCUCUGAUUGAACAAAAACAUCCAGAAAAGGAAAAGGUAUCUGCAUUAUGUACAAUGCUGGAAGAAGCAUGGAAAGAUUUGGAACAAAAGGCUGCUGCAAGGGCUGUUAAAUUAGAUUUAUCACUGAAAGCACAGCAAUAUUUCUCUGAAGCAAGUGAAAUUGAGAGUUGGCUCUCUGAGAAGAAUAAUGUACUCAGUUCUACAGACUAUGGAAGAGACAGAGAUGCUGCUACUAAAUUAUUAACAAAGCACAAAGCUAUAGAAUUAGAACUUGAUACAUAUUCAGGAAUAGUAAGUGAGAUGGGUCAUGGUGUCUUAGCUAUGGUAGCUGCAAAACAUCCAGAUUCGAAAACAAUUCAGUCCAAACAACAGUUCUUGGAACAGCAACUUAAAAUGUUACAACGACUUUCUGUUCAAAGACAACAGAGGUUAAUGGAAAGCAUGUAUAGGCAUGAAUACUUUUUGGAAUCAGCAGAUUUGGAACAAUGGAUUAAGGAGCAUGUUCAAACUGCAUCAUCUGAAGAUUAUGGUCAAGAUUAUGAGCAUUUAUUGGUCUUGCAAGCCAAAUUUAAUGACUUGAAACAUCGCAUUGAGACUGGAUCGAAACGAUUCAAGCAAUGUGAGGAAUUAGCAAAGAAAUUAAUUGCUAAUGAAAGUCCUUAUCUGCACGAAAUAGAAAAACGUCAAGAACAUCUGCAAAAUUCUUGGCAACAAUUACUGAGAUUAUUGCAACAUCGUGAACAAAGAUUACAUGCAGCAGGUGAAAUUCAUUUAUUUAAUCGCGAUGUAGCAGAAGCUCUAUCUCGUAUCCAAGAUAAAGAUGCUGCCUUAUCAGAUGAUCUGGGUAGAGAUUUGAAUUCAGUUCUUGCAUUAAUUCGUAAACACGAAGGAUUUGAAAAUGAUUUGGUUGCUUUGGAAGCACAGCUACAGGUACUAGUGGAAGAUGCUGCUAGGCUUAAUGCAUUAUAUCCAGGAAACAACGCAACCCAAAUUUCACAACAACAGGAUAUAGUAAUAUCAAAUUGGGAAGCUUUGAAAGAACGUUCUGCCCAGCGAAGAGACCAACUACAGGCCAGCUGUGAUCUUCAGAGAUUUUUGACACAGGUCAGAGAUUUGACAAACUGGGCAUCAGGACUACGGGCUGCUUUAUUGGCUGAAGAAAAAGUUAGAGACGCUGCUGGCGCGCAAAGUCUUAAAGGAGAACAUGAUGCUAUUAAAGGCGAAAUUGAAACACGAGAGGAAAGCUUUAGAAAUGUCGUUGAUUUAGGAGAGGCUAUGGUUCAAACCGGACAUUACGCAGCUGCUGAGGUUGAUGAAAAAUGCAGUGCGUUGCUUGAUGAACGCCAAAAGCUCCACACCGCCUGGCAGCAUAAGAAGGUACAUUUGGACCAGUUAAUCGACUUGCACUUCUUUCUUCGUGAUGCCAAGCAGAUUGAUAACUUAUCAAGUGCCCAAGAAGCAGCAUUGGUCAGUUCUGAUUUUGGCCAGUCUGUAGAAGUUGUAGAUGCACAAGUUAAGAAACAUGAUGCAUUUGAAAAAUUAAUAAAUACGCAAGAAGAAAAAGUAGCCGCUUUGCAAGAGCAUGGGUCUAAACUUGUGGAGCAAAACCAUUUUGACAGCGAACGAAUUGGAAGGAGAAUGAAUGAGGUUCUUAAUAGAAGAAAGAAAGUUAAAGAACUCUGUAUUGUAAGAAGACAAAAAUUAGAAGAUGCUUUACUGUAUGCUCGAUUUGUCAGAGACUGUGAGGAAGCUGAGUCAUGGAUAAAUGAAAAACAGAAGAAAUUAGAAUCUGACGCUGACAAAGGUGAUGUGACCACAUUAGAGGAUAAGAUCAAAAAAUUGCAAAAACAUCAAGCAUUCCAAGCAGAAGUGAGCGCAAAUGAAGGAAGAAUUCAAGAAAUAGAACAUAAAGCCAAGACAUUAAUAGCGAAAAAACACAAGAGUUCUCCGGAAAUAAAACAGAUGAUGGACAAUUUAAUGAAAGCCUGGAAGCAAUUAUUGCAUGAACUUGCAAAACGAGGCCGCGGUUUAGAAGAAGCUCAGGACAUUCUCGAGUUUAACAACCAACUAGAGAAAAUUGAAGCUUGGAUUAGAGAUAAAGAAAUGAUGGUUCAAGCUAACGAUACUGGUCGCGAUUACGAACAUUGCAUGGCUUUACAAAGAAAAUUGGAUGAUGUUGAUUCAGACAUGAGAGUUGAUGAUGCAAGAAUAAAGGCACUAAAUGCUUUGUCAGAAAAACUCAUCAAGCAAGGACCAUCAGAAUUAAAAGCUGUGCAACAAAGACGUGAUACAUUUAACAACAAAUGGAAAGCACUGCAAGGGGCACUUUCAAAUUAUCGCAAUCAGUUAUCAGGAGCUUUGGAGAUCCACUUAUUCAAUAGAGAUAUUGAUGAUACUUUACAACGCGUUACAGAAAAAGCGGCUACAAUGAAAACUGAUGAUACGGGCCGUGAUUUAUACACCGUCGAGUACUUACAACGGAAACAAGAAGCUUUAGAACGCGAUAUGACUGUUAUUGAGGAAAAACUUAAGGAUCACGGCAAAGAAUCCAUUUCUCUAUCUAAAAAAUAUCCUCAUAAGAAAGAUGAUAUUAAUGAAAAACUUCAAGAAUUGAAAAAUCAUUGGCAAGAUUUGCAACAGCUAAUUAACCAAAGAAGAGAAAAACUGAAGAAUGCAUAUAUUUUACAGAAGUUUAUGUCAGAUUUGCGAGAAUUGGAAGCGUGGGUUACAGAUGCUGUAAAGAAAAUGAAUGCUGGGGAUUUACCAACAACUAUAGUAGAAGCAGAAGCCCAACUGGAAUUACAUCAAGAACGGAGGGCUGAAAUAGCUGGCCGAGAAGAUACUUUCAAAGCUUUGAAAGAGUUUGGCUCUAAUUUAUCUACUAAGGGUAAUCCAGAUAUCAAUGACUCUUUAAUUAAAUUAGAUAAUUUACAUAAGACAUUGUAUGAUGCUUGGGAGAACCGCAAGCAAAGAAUCACUCAAGCACAUCAACUUCAAUUGUUCAAGGAACAAGCAAAUCAAAUAGAAACUUGGUUAGCUACAAAGGAAGCGUUCUUAAACAAUGAUGACUUAGGGGAGACUUUCAGCGCAGUAGAGCUAUUAAUACGUAAACAUGAGAACUUUGAAAAAAUGUUAAUGUCUCAAUUAAAUCGCAUAGAUGAACUAGAUCGUUUUGCAAAAGACAUCUUAUCGGAGGAACAUUAUGAUAGCAAUGUUAUUUUGCAAAGACUUAAUGCAGUCAAAACUAGAAGAGACAAAUUAAUUGAUUCAUCAGCACUUCGCAAAAAACAACUGGAGCAAUCACAACAGCUUCAACAAUUUAUGAGAAACUUAUAUGAAGUUGAUGCAUGGCUUCAUCAGAAGAUUCAAAUUGUCAAUGAUGAAAAUUAUAGAGAUCCUAGUAACUUACAAAGUAAGAUUCAGAAACAUGCAGCUUUUGAUUCUGAACUUUCAGCAAAUAAAGGAAGGGUUAUAGCUAUAACCGAAGAAGGCCAAAAAUUAAUAGAUGUGAAGCAUUACGCCUCAGAUGAAAUACAAGAACAAUUAGGACUUUUAAAAGCUAAAUGGGAUAAAUUAUUAGACAUCACAAAAGUAAAGAAAACUCGACUUGAAGAAGCAUAUCAGGCUUUACUUUUUGGCAGAAUGUUGGACGAGUUUUGUCUAUGGAUGGAUGAAGUUGAAACACACUUGCAAUCAGAAGACCAUGGCAAAGAUUUAAUAUCUGUUAACAAUUUAUUGAGAAAACACUUGGUUCUUGAAAACGAUGUCCAACAACAUGCUGACAAUUGUGAAAGCAUUAAAACUAUGGAUAGUCAAUUUUUAGAAAACGAUCAUUUUAUGAAAGACGAAAUUCAUGAACGUGCUAUGAACGCCAUUAAGAGGUACUAUUCUCUACAGGAACCUAUGCAAAUCCGUCGUGAUAAUCUGGAAGAUGCUCUACUCCUUCAGCAAUUCCUUAGAGACACUGAAGACGAGUUGCAAUGGCUCGAUGAUAAACGCCCACAGGCGGAGUCUACAGAUUUAGGUUCAAGUCUAACAGCUGUGCAAAGUUUGCAAAAGAAACAUCAAUUGUUGGAAUCAGAACUUCUGUCUAGAGAACCAAUUGUCUCAAAUCUGAAUAUUCGAGCACAACAAAUGAUGAGGAGUUGUCAUUAUGCAGCAGAAAAGAUUGAAGAGAAAAGUAAUUCUCUGAAUAAAAAACUAUCUCAUUUAAGAGAUUUGGCUGGUGUCAGAAGACUAAGAUUACUUGAUGCAGUGGAGAGCCAAAUGUUUUAUGCUGAAGUCAGUGAAGCAGAUGCUUGGAUUAGAGAAAAAUAUCCUCUCCUUGUUUCCAAUGAUUAUGGAAAAGAUGAAGAUUCUGUACUAUCAUUGCAGAAAAAAUUAGAAAGUCUUAAAUUAGAAUUAAAAUCAUUUGAGUCUUCUAUUGAAAAGUUGACUAAGUUAGCCCAAGGUUUAAUAGAUCGUGGCCAUUUUGAUAAAGAGAAUAUAAAAAUUAGACAAGCUGAUAUUGAAAAACAAUUUGACAAUUUGAAAAGCUUGAGUUUACAAAGGGAAAAACGGCUUGCUGAGAGCAAGAAAUUCUUCCACUUUAUUCAAAUGGUAGAAGAGGUUCAGGAGUGGAUAAAUGAUCAGAUAUCAAUUGCAGAUUCUGAAGAUUAUGGAACUGAUGUUGAACAUGUGGAAUUGCUCAUAAAGACUUUUGAUACUUUUGUAGCAGGAUUAAUAGCUAGUGAAAGCAGAAUUAUAAAUUGUACAGACACAGGAAAGAAAUUGAUUAAAGAAGGAAAUCCAUGUGCUGAUACUAUUCGAGAUAAAAUUGAUGAAACAAAACAAUUGUGGGAUGACUUAAAAGAAUUAGCUCAUGUUCGGCAAGAGGCAUUGGCUGGUGCUAAACUUGUUCAUGUGUUUGACCGCAAUGCUGAUGAAACUAUUUCCUGGAUAGCUGAAAAAGAAUCGAACAUAGCAACUGACAAUAACUAUCAAGAUUUAGAAGGCAUACAAUCACUAGCAAGACAACAUCAAGGUUUUGAAUCUGACUUGGCUGCUGUGAAAGCACGAGUGGACUCCAUAAUAUUAGAAGCUGAAAGAUUAGCUGAAGUAUUUCCUGAUGCUAAAGAGCACAUUGAUGUGAAGCGCGAAGCUACCAUGGAAGCUUGGACAGACUUACUAGAAAAGGCUGAACAGAAAAAGGAUAAAUUGGCUCAAGCAGAACAGCUACAAGUGUACUUUGAUGAAUAUAGAGUUUUGAUGGCAUGGGUGAAUGAGAUGAUGGCCAAAAUCACAUCAGCUGAACUUGCAAGAGAUGUUCAUGAGGCUGAGAUGACUCUAACAAGACAUAAUGAAUAUAAAACUGAAAUAGAUUCGAGGCAUGAAGCUUUUGUUAAAUUUUACCAAGCUGGACGCAAACUGAUUGACGAUAGACAUUUUCAAUCUGAAGAUAUUCAUGAAAAAAUUGCUAUCCUUGAACAAAGGAAGAAAUUACUGGAAGAUACAUGGGAAAAAAGGAGAGUGAUAUAUGAACAAAAUUUGGAUACACAGAUGUUCAAGAGAGAUGCAGAUUUACUUGAAAAUUGGCUUCAAUCUCGUGAAUCGCAAUUGCGUGACGAUAAAUUGGGUGACACAAUACAACAAGUGGAAGAUUUAAUUAGAAAGCAUGAAGAUUUCCAGAAAACAAUUGAAGCCCAAGAGGAUAAAUUUAGUGCUUUGAAUAGAAUAACAAUGAUUGAACGAGCAUUCCAAAAACAAUUGGAGCAGGAACAGUUGGCUCGUCAAGCAGAACGUGAGCGAGUGGAACGUGAAAGAGUUGAUGCAAGAAAACGAAAGGAAGUGCAACGAAUUACAGAUGAGAGAAGGCGAGAAGAAGAUCGCAGGCGUAUUGUGCCAGAUAGACCACAGAGAGAUGAUAUCAUAAAUGGAUCAUCCAGACAUUUGAUGUCGGAGAAUGAUAAUCCAGCAAUAACUUCAAAUAAGGAUGAUAAAUCUUUACCUUUCAACAAUGGUCAAGAUAUUCCAGCUCAUAAGCCUAAUUCAAUAACUAGUAUGCUUGUGAAUAAGCAGAAGAGGGAUGAUCCUAAUGUAAAGCGUGCUGAAAGUAUGAAAGUAGGCGGAAUCAGAGUUCCCAAGAGAACUCCAUCAUUUACUACUCGAAGAAGAACUCAGAGUUUCAGAAAACUUCAUAAAAUGGAACAGCAGAGCGAUUUACCUCCUGUUGAGAUUCAAGGAUAUAUUGAACGGAAGCAUGAAUUGCAAAGUGGUCGUAAGAAGGCAGCGGUCAGGUCUUGGAAACCAUAUUAUGCAGUAUUAUGUGGACAAUUAUUAUGUUUCUUCAAAGAUGACAAUGACUUUGCCGAGAGUAAGGCGGCCACUUCACCGAUUGUUAUAUUGCAUGCCAAAUGCGAGCAAGCUGAAGAUUACACAAAGAAGAAGCAUGUUUUCAGGUUAACAUGUUCAGAUGGUUCUGAAUUCUUAUUUUUGACACAGUCUGAGAAAAAUAUGCAAGACUGGAUAAAUAAAAUCACAUUCCACGCUAACUUGCCGCCGAAUCUUCAACUUCUGAGUUAUGAUGAGUCACAAAAAGAUACAUCAUUAGCAGCUCAAGCUAUAAAAGCUUCAGCAAAUAACAGUAUGGAAGCUGAUACAGCAGAGUUAAGUUCAAACUCUUCCAGAUCAUCUUCACCACAAUCCCAAAGGCAUUUGUCUAAUCCUCCUAGUCCUUCAAAAACCCCUUCUUCACAGACUCACUUGUUACAACUUCAUAUGCAAAAUCGAAGAGACCAGGUUCAUCCAGAAGUUGUACAACGUCCCAAAGAAGCUUAUAGUAGCAGUCAAGAAGUGCCUUACAGGCAUUCUCAGAAUUAUGGUGAUAAUUCAGUACCACCCCAGUAUUCAAAUACUGUCACUGUCAGCGUUAGACCACCACCUCCACCUGUGCCAAUUAGAACAUCAACAAACCCUGAUUAUCAUCGGAAUACAAUUUCUCAUGAUGUAGAAAUGGAUGCAGGGCAUAGGUCUCAACCAAACAGCCUUUCAGCAAAUGGAUCACAUGCUAAUGACAGUCUGCGAAGGCAUACUGGUGAAUAUGCAUACACUUCAGGUUGGGGGCCUAGUCGUUUAGAUGGAGGUCGUGCGACUUCGUUGCAUUUGUCUGACACAAGAGAAACUUCAGAUACACCAAAUGGUAGUGACAAUACCACACCAAAUGCCAUAAAAAAUAAUAGAAGGAAUGGCAUGUUCAAUUUUCUUCGUCCUAAUAAAUACAGGCGCCAAUCUAACACAUAAUGAAUCACCAAGGUAAUGGAAGAAUUAGCAUGCCAAAUAAAACUCCAUUAAUAAAGUGGUAUGUAUAUGUUAAAGAAUUUAAUUUAAGAAUAUAUUUCAAAGUAUUACCAAAAUUGUACCAGAAGUUUACUUACAUAACUUGAGUGGGAAACUUAUUCCAAAAAGAUGUAUUUACGUUUGCAUAUAGUAGAAUAAGAUUUAAUAUGUAAUAUUACAUGGAACUUAAUUUUUAAUUGUAUAUCAAUCUUUAGUAUAAGCAAGACUACGAGGACGUAUUUUAAUGUAUAUUAAAAAUGAUGUGUAUAAUCAUUAUUUCUAUUUAAUUUAAAAGAGUAUAUAUUGAAAUAUCUAUAUUAAACAAAUAUUAUAAAAAUAAUCAUAUAUAAAUUAUAACAGCAUUCUAUUUUAUUCCAAUGGCAUGAGCAUUCAGGACGUAAAGUGAUUAACAGGUUUCGAUCAAAAUAGAAUUCUAUAGUUUUUGUUCUAAAAGAAACGAAAUUUUAAAAAAAUUAUGUUAUUCGGAGGUUUUUAUUACAGCUAUUAAAUUUUUUUAACUUUAGCCGUUAUGUAAUUUAGAAAUAUAAGAAUAUUUUAAAUAUUCAUAAAUUAUAUCAAAUGAUUUAUUUUAAAUGUUGAUUUAAAAAGUAUUGGAUAUGUAAAUGUGACUAUUUGUUUGACUUAUAAUAUAUAUACAUAAAAUUA
This is a messenger RNA of Ctenocephalides felis (cat flea), 13130 nucleotides long. It is a transcript of the gene kst, whose product is annotated as spectrin beta chain, non-erythrocytic 1. Gene Ontology annotation, biological process: actin cytoskeleton organization. Gene Ontology annotation, molecular function: phospholipid binding; actin filament binding. The record is from RefSeq and is a predicted model, not a curated record. Gene Ontology annotation, cellular component: cortical actin cytoskeleton; plasma membrane; cell projection. Lineage: Eukaryota; Metazoa; Arthropoda; Insecta; Siphonaptera; Pulicidae. The transcript is spliced from 46 exons. The coding region runs from base 42 to 12428 and encodes 4128 amino acids.